Anisakis simplex (herring worm) is the source of this 273-nucleotide messenger RNA. The record is from the annotation of a GenBank genome assembly. Lineage: Eukaryota; Metazoa; Nematoda; Chromadorea; Rhabditida; Anisakidae.
AUGGAGUUGAAAAGUGUAGCACGGAGGUUUGGUGAAUUUUAUAGCGGCGAUUGUGACCAUUCGACUGGAUUAGCCGCCAUCAAAACAUUGAUGAAAUGUAUCGAAGAUUCGAAAGCCACAACGGUGAAUGAAUUGACGGAUGAGUUGAAGAACGUCGAAAAAGAGAUGUUCACAACCGAUUACAGUUUCACGACCAUUCGAAGUGCGAGUGAGUUGUUUUUAAGGUUUGUUCACUCGAUUAAUUUGAUUUACGUGUCAACACUUUCGUCGUAA